GCGAGAUGACGCGCGGCGCGCUCCCGCGGCACAGGGUCUGAUUUAAACGCGUUCGCUCGCGUCACUUCACUUCAGAACUGGAGUGACACUCGGUUUAUUCGUCUGAACUUGAUCUGCUCAGCUGUUUCACGAUGUUUGAGUGUAUCAUGUGAAACUGGUCAGUCGGGUACGUGGAAAUGCUCGGACCAUUUCACACGACCCCUGACCUUUACUGCCCGACUCUUUCGCGAGACGCCGAGCCCUGGAUGCUGUAAGCAUGGAUGUUCACAUGCACAAGAGCCGGACACUUCACUACGGCCUAAACGACAGUCCUGAUGAUGAUCUGCGGUUCCUCAGUCUGGAGGAGCGGGAGUGUAUUUUGUUCUUCGAGGAGACCAUCGGCUCCCUGGAGGAGGACGAUGAGAGGACGGGAAUAUCCGCAGGCGAGCACAGGCUUGCGGCGGAGCGUCCAGCCGCAUACACUACAGCUCGACAUCCCAGCCCUGUAGAUCUUGACAUCAUUGACCUGGUGCACCCUAUGCCCGAUCCCAGCAAACAGAGGGACACGCUGCCCGUCAUGCCAGAUUUCCAAGAGCUGACUGUACCCCCAGAGACCCAUUUUGAACUGAAGCCAAAACGUGACCUGGACGUCCCAGAUGGGCCGCAAGAGGAAUUUGGACACCUGCCGCCCGCAGGUUCAGUUCCCACUCCGGUUGUAAUCGCCAGCAAGAUCGCCGAGCACCAGGGAGCCAGAGGCAUGUCUGCGUCGCAGCUGCUCCAGCGCAGAUGCAGUCUAGAGUUACCGACGAACCCCUCGGCCAAACACGGCCCUCCGACCCACACCAAACCCACGCGUCUCCCCGACAGCGUCGGCAUGUUGCGGAGCAGCCGCGAACACAUUCCCCACUCGAUCGCCACCGAAGCCGUCAGCGUUCAGGAGCGCCGGGCGCAGAUGCUCACUAACCUCACCGGCCCGGCGCACCCUAUGGACGGCGGAGAACCAGCCUGUGUGCGCAACCUUCCCAUGCGGAGCAUUUCGUUUCGAGAUCCGACACCAGAUAAGUCUAGGAUGGAGGCGCUUUCGAAGCUCGGACUCGCUCAGAGGCGAGCGCAAUCCGUCAUGCAAUCAUUUCCGAGGGAUUCGGAAAACGCCAAGACCAGCACCACAGUCAACAUGACCAAUCCAGCUAACACUAGCACUAGCACUAGCACUAGCAGCACCGUCCGCGCGAUAGACACUACAAACCACUGCCAAACCAAAUCUAGCCCUGCACCAACUUUGACGAGUGCCGAAGUCACGCACAGUGAUUUUAACGGCUAUGGCGGUAAGAGCAUCACAUUAAACCCCACGAUGUCCUUCAGGAGCGAGUGCCUCUCAUCUUCAGCGCCCAAAACAGAGUCUUCGGAGAUUCAUAGAAACAACUACGGUGGCAGAUCGCGAGUCAUGACUCCAUCCCAGCCAAACCAUCGCACCCAAACCAAGACCAUCACCCCAGUAAAAGAGGAAAACUCCAGCUCAAACAGGACUUCAAAUGAAAACUUACCCAAGAGGAAAACGUGGCACUCCGAAGCGCCCGUGAAGCAGCCGCCCGCUCCGGCUCCAAAACCACCGCGCCACCAAAGUCCGCUGAGUCCCACCGGGUCGCGCCCCGCUCCGCUGUCCCCGGAGUUACGCCGCAAAUCUUUGCCAAAGCCGUCCUUCCGCACUCAGGGAGUAACGGUGCAGUUUUCUGGCCGAGGAACCACAGAUGAGGCCAGACGUGAUGCACUACGCAAACUAGGACUGCUGAGGAACACGUCUCAAAUGUGACCCUGGACCACAAAACCAGUCAUAAGGGUCAAUUUUUGGAAAUUGAGAUUUAUACAUCAUCGGAAAGCUGAAUAAAUAAUCAUUGAUGUAUGGUUUGUUAUGAUCGGACAAUAUUUGGCGGAGAUACAACUCAAAAAAAUCAAAAUAUUGAGAAAAUCUCCUUUAAAGUUGUCCAAAUGAAGUUCUUAGCAAUGCAUAUUACUAAUCAAAAAUUAAGUUUUGAUAUAUUUACAGUAGGAAAUUUACAAAAUAUCUUCAUGCAACAUUAUCUUAACUUAAUAUCCUAAUGAUUUUUUUUUUUUUUGAUCGAUACGAUGUAUUUUUGGCUAUUGCUACAAAUAUAACCGUGCAAUUUAAGACUGGUUUUGCUCUCCAGGGUCACGAAUGUUCACUAACCCUAACUAAUGAUGUGUAGUACAGAAACAACUUAUAAGCUAUCAUUUAACCAGUGCUGGGUAGAUUACUUAGAAAUUGUAGUUUGCUACUAAGUUACAUGGAAAAAAAAAAUUGUAGUUAGUAAUCUGUUAGAUUACAUAUUUUAUGUAAUGUAAUCGGAUUACUCUUUGAUUACUUUUAGAUUACUAGAUGACCUAACUUUUACAUAGGAUAAUUUUAUACCAUAUUGAUGUAAAAACACAAAUAGAAUAAGUCUCAUUACAUAAAUUGUACACAGAUAAACACUACAUUAGGGUUUCCAAAACUGAGGUUUGUGAAGAAACUGUUAAAUAAACCAAUAGUUUUAAAAUAAAAACACUUGUGACCAUUAACCAACAUCAGAGAACGUGAACAUGCAAAUGUGUUCCUUAUUGACUUAAUCCACCUAAAAUCUCAGGGAGACUUAUUAAUAUAUUAAAAUAUAUUAAGUCAGAGUUUGACAAAAAAAAACAAAGCACUAAAAAGGUUAAAUGACUCACUGAGUGAUUAUUUAAAUAAUAAUUAAUAUAUCAGGAGGUGAUUAGACAUGCAAUAUUGAGAAAACGCUUCUUAAAAGUGAAAUGAUGUCUGUAAAUAGUGGAUUAUUAAGGAGAAUUAAUAAAUUAUGAAUAGUUUACUGCCAUUUUGUGAAUAUUUAAUCUAUACUAAAGUGACUGUAGUCUGAGUAUUUUAAAACAAUAUAAAGUAUUUAAUUUUUAAUACAGAUGUAAAGAUAAUCAGUUACUACCCAGCACUGAUUUCAAUCAAUCGUGUAUAUAGGCACAAAAAAUAUUGGCAUUACUUUGUUUAAGAUUUCCAGAAGGUCAGAGCAGGAUUUAUGAUCAUCUUCUUGAUUGAGUUUCAAACGCGAGUUUGAAGAAAAAGUCACAACUAACACUCACACAUCUUGUUUGGUGUCAGCUGUGUAUUAUUAUUAUUUUUUUUUGUCUGUUUAGAAAUUAUAGAUCAAAAUAAUCAAAUCUUUAAAUAACCCAAGCAGUUCUUAUAUCUCUGAAAACAUAUAACUUAAUUUUAAACGUUGUUGUGCAUGCUGUCUCUGGAAGCACACAGCCUGGUUGCAGCCAUCUUUGUUUAAUGGGCACAUGGUUCCAGAACUGAGCCAAUCACUUGAGUCUUGAUUGUCAUGUGACUGAUGACUCCUCCCCCUAAUGCUUCAGAGUGCGAGUCACUGCGGUUAUGCUUCUAAUUCCUAUAUUUUUGCUACAUUUAAUAAUACAAAAAGCAAACUUCAAAAACCAAUUACCUAAUUAACUUAUUUGAUUUUUUUAUUUUUGGGAUUUUUAUGGGGGUUUUUCCUUUCUUUUUUUAAAGUUUGAUUUUUACUGUUUUAUUUUGACUUGGUUAGUUUUUGGAUUUUUACUGUUUUAUUUUACUGAUUUUGUUUUCUAUUUUUCCUUUGUUUCUUUUUUACUUUCACUUUCAUUUUGUUUGCUGUUCCAUUUUUACUUUUGCUUUUGCUGUGUUUUUUUCACUUUCACUUUCACUUUUUUGUGUCUGAUGUUAUAUCUGAAGAACCCAGACUGUACGCAAGCAAUACCUCAAGGGUCUUCCUAGAGAAAUAUCUUACAUGUCUUCUCUUAUGUUUAUUUCAGCAGGUUAGUUUGUAUGAUAAUGUAUUUUUAUUCUCUGGAUGUUGAAUUGUGGGUUUGGACGGUGGUUGUUAGGUGGAGAUCUUUCUCUUCUUUCUCUCCCAGCAUGCCCCAGCCUUCAAACAUGCAGAAGGUCUUGUAAAUGUAUGUUUAGUUCCUCCCACACUAAACCACAGCCAUCCAAAUCUAGAUCUGGAACAUGUUGUUAGUCACAUGGGACUGAAAUCACCACCAAUCACAUGCUGUUGUUUGUUUUACCUGUAGUGUGUGUAAUAUGGAUUCCAGUGUGAAUGAGCAUGAGUGUUAGUUUAUGUAUGCGUUUGAAUUUUUUAUUUUUUUUUGCGACUCCGGUUUUUUGCUUUCAUUGAAGCAGUUAUUGAAGGAUACAGAAUGCAUGAUUGUGUGAACAUGUGACACUAUAUAAACACACACACACGAAACAAAACAGCUUAUUUCCACCUCUGUGUAAACUUAUAUUUUCUUGCAUUGGUGAAGAUCUUUAAUUUUCACUGAUCGUUUCUGAAUAAAUUCAAUGAAACU
Onychostoma macrolepis is the source of this 4353-nucleotide messenger RNA. Its product is annotated as proline and serine-rich protein 2. NCBI's taxonomy places the organism in Eukaryota, Metazoa, Chordata, Actinopteri, Cypriniformes, Cyprinidae. The record is from RefSeq and is a predicted model, not a curated record. The transcript is spliced from 4 exons. Bases 257 to 1789 code for a protein of 510 amino acids.